AUGGCUGCCGCCGCCGCCGCCUCCGAUGGUGCCGAGGAGCCGGGCAUGGAGGCGGAGGAGUUGCCGUUGGGCUGUGGCGGACAGGGAGGCUCGCCGGCGGCGGGGAGGUCUCCGGAGGGUGAGGAGCGUCAGGAUCCUCCGCCGGCGUCUGUCAGUAACGGCGGCGAGGCGGAGAGCGGCAAGGAGCUGGUGGAGUUAAAGGUUAUCUGGAACAAGAAUAAGUACGACGUGAAGUUCUGCCUGGACAGCACGGGGGCCGAGCUGAAGCAGAAGAUCCACUCGCUCACAGGCCUCCCGCCUGCCAUGCAGAAAGUCAUGUUCAAGGGACUGCUACCCGAGGAGAAAACCUUGCGGGAAAUCAAAAUAACGAACGGAGCGAAAAUAAUGGUGGUGGGCUCUACGAUCAACGACGUGCUAGCAGUAAAUACUCCUAAAGAGGCUGCUCAGCAGGAGGUCAAAGCUGAAGAGAAUAAAAAGGAGCCGCUUUGCAGACAAAAGCAACACAGAAAAGUAUUGGAUAAAGGAAAACCUGAUGAUGUGAUGCCUUCUGUGAAAGGUGUUCAGGAGCGGCUGCCAAGCGUGCCCUUGUCGGGCAUGUACAACAAGUCAGGGGGCAAAGUGAGGUUGACCUUUAAACUUGAGCAAGACCAGCUAUGGAUUGGCACAAAAGAGAGAACAGAGAAGUUACCCAUGGGGUCCAUUAAAAACGUGGUGAGUGAACCCAUCGAGGGCCACGAGGACUAUCACAUGAUGGCAUUUCAGCUGGGCCCAACAGAAGCCUCUUACUACUGGGUCUAUUGGGUGCCCACUCAGUACGUGGAUGCAAUCAAGGACACGGUGCUGGGCAAGUGGCAGUACUUUUGAAAGCACGCUCACCUCUGGCACAGGAGCAUGGCACAGAGCUAAGGACACUGCUGGGAGAGGCCUCCAGCGUCCCUGGAUGUGGCAGUCCUGGAACUCAUUCCUAAACCACGCUGCACGAGGCGCUGAGGGGGAGCCAGAGGUGAUGUUCUUUCACCAUUAGUUUACUUUUAACUUAAAAAUUUCACCAUCCCUUUUUUCUGCAGUCAGCUUCAACCAUAUUUAAAGCAAAUGGAUGGAAAUCAAUAAACCUUCAUUCACAAAGUCCCAUGUGUGAUACAUCUGCUGA
Messenger RNA from Indicator indicator, 1150 nucleotides. RefSeq names its product ubiquitin family domain containing 1 (gene UBFD1). The transcript has 7 exons. The record is from RefSeq and is a predicted model, not a curated record. The coding region runs from base 1 to 864 and encodes 287 amino acids. Gene Ontology annotation, molecular function: cadherin binding; RNA binding. NCBI's taxonomy places the organism in Eukaryota, Metazoa, Chordata, Aves, Piciformes, Indicatoridae.